Molecule: messenger RNA, 1564 nt
Organism: Melanotaenia boesemani (Boeseman's rainbowfish)
Lineage: Eukaryota; Metazoa; Chordata; Actinopteri; Atheriniformes; Melanotaeniidae
Exons: 4
Coding region: 140-661 (173 amino acids)
Source: RefSeq, a predicted model, not a curated record
CAUCUAGUUAAACAGGUAAAACAGGUUGGGCUAGCAGUCUAGUGGCAACGGAACUCAAAAUCGGGCAAAUUCAUCGGGAUGAUCAAGUGAUCCUCAGCGGUCUUCGCCACCCCAACUCAUUCAUCCACUGUUAACCAAAAUGAAGGCAGCAAUUGCUUUAGUCUCACUGAGCGUGGUGGUCAUGGCCGGGUUGGCUUUCCAGGCCGUGCGUCAGGAGCUGCACCUGCGUACGAUGAGAACCCGAAUUGUCGAGAACUCAGCGGAUGUCAAGAGGAAAGAGGACAUCAUCGUGGAGGUGAAAACCAAAAUCCAUGAGCUGAAGACAUCGGUGGAUGUCGCCAACUCAAAAUUGGAGGAGCUAAAAGUGAAAAAGGCAGAGGUUCAAAAGUCAAAAGAAAGUAUGGAAAAAAGUCUGGAUUCCUGUAACGCUGAGAAGGUUAAUAGUGACAAGAGGAAAAUAGAAAUGGAAGACUCAAUUACUAAACUCAAAGCUGAUCACGAAGAGGCUAAAGUUAAAGCUCAAGGGGACAUUGAUAAUUUGAAAAAACAGAUUUUGGACAGAGACAAAGUUCUCUGUGCUGAUGCAGAUAUGACCAAUAAAGAAGCACGGAAGUUGUGUGGAGUGGCCGAGGAAGUAGAGAAGCCAGCUGCCAAAGAGUGAACUUUUUCAAGGAGAGGCACACGUCAACUAUAUUAUAGUUUUUGUGACAUAUCUAAUGAGGUUAUGGCUCUGGUGUUAUUAUUAUUUUUUAAUGGUAUGUAACAAUCAAGUUGAUUAUGAAGCAUGCAUUAUGAACCAUGCAUGCAUGGGACAAGUGUUACUGAUGUAGAAUGAAAAAAUGUGCUUCAUGUGUCAUAUAUUCUGCAGUUGUAUGGGUUGGUGGAGCUAAUCUGGUUUUUUUCUCUGUAAAAGCUUUGGCAAGUAUUUCUAUUUAUAGUGCUCACAGAUAAAUAAAUAUGGCUGUUAAGGGGCAUUAUUACGGAUAUAUGUAGAGAAUGUAAAACUACAUGAACAAAAGUGCCUGUGAAAAGGAAUGAGUGAAGGCAUUUUGGGUGCUUUGACCCUUGAUGAAACCUGUAAAUCCAGGACACCUAAAAGUACCACAUCAUCAGAUUAAUAUCUGAGGUCCUAUGUGUGGAAUAUUACACUGAUUAGACAUGUUUUUUUGUUGUUGUUGUUUUGUUUUUGUUUUUUUAAGCUUUAUGAAAAUAUUCUAUAAUUUAGAGGAUUUAGAGGAAAUAAAAGAACUAAUCAUAUGACUGCACAUAACCAAUAUAGUUACAUUUUUGUAAUGUGUAUGAAUCUUUGAUACUUGCAUUCGUUUGAUUCACCUAUGCUUGAAUCAAAUAACAGUUGAGUUGAAUGGUCCUUUAACUCCCCCUAGUGCAGAGUGGCAUCAAGUUUGCCAAUGUAGUCCAUAAUGCCAAAAACCUGUUACUUUCAGGUGUGCUUAGCAAUACUUUAUGUACUUCAAACUUUUACAUUCUGAGAAAAAAAAAAACAUAUACAUAUGUAUCUAUAUACACAGUAUAUGAGUAGGUCCUAUGUUAAAAGUAUUUAAAA